This is a messenger RNA of Prorocentrum cordatum, 4159 nucleotides long. The record is from the annotation of a GenBank genome assembly. Lineage: Eukaryota; Dinophyceae; Prorocentrales; Prorocentraceae.
AUGUUCGGCGGCAGCUUCGUCAGAGGAGCGCUCCAGCUGGCCUGCGUCAGCGCCGCCUGCGGGUGCAAGCCCGAGAUGGGGAAUGCGGAGGCGGUGGAGGUGAUCAAAGAGCUGGGUUUGUCCUUCAGCCCGGCCUGGUCGAUGGACGAGCUGAGGCACACCAUCAAGGAGGCCCUUUUCCCGAGGGACGAGAGCGCCUCUCAGAAGAUCCUGAAGGGGAUCAGCGCCAUGAAGAAGCAGGAGCUGGCCCAGAAGGCAGAGGAGGUCGGGGCCCACCUCACGCCGAACAUGACGAAAACAGCGAUGAAGCUGGAGAUCCGCAAGGCCGUGUUGAUGAAGACGAAGCCCGCGCCGACGGACUUCAUGGAUUUCGGCAAGCACGGGGUCAGCUCAUGGAACGGGCGCAAGCUCGGGACUGACCAAGGCAACCAGAAGGGCCGGGAGACCCGGGACAAGGCCGAGCCCGAGCACCUCUGGAUCAGCACUUGGUGUGGUCCCCUAUCCACGCUGACACUCGGUUUCAACGCCACCAACCCAGCCAGGGCAGAGAUGACCAGACAACGACGGGUCCAAGCGAUCAAAGAGUAUAAGGGCGCGGUGCAAUUGGUGUACGACCAGGUGGCCCAGGGAAGGCGCGCCCAUUGGGAGUGGCCCAUCAAGUGCGAAGGUCACCGGCGUGGCCAGGUCAUGGGCGGGGGCCUCGCGGCCUCGACAAGCUACUACACGGACGAGUUCGCCCGGAGGGCCGUGCGGGCCAUGAUCGAGGACGCCGCGCCGGACUACCACGAGUUCUUGAGGAGUAUGUCUACGGAGAAUGAGACCAACGGACGCGCCCUCGCGGGGCACCAGGAGUCGAACUCACCCGCCGAGGACCCUGGCUCCAAGGAGUACCAGAAGAUCACGCAGUGGAUCGCGUCUGUGCACCGAGGGUUCGGUCACAGCUCCAAGGCGUCCAUGCUGAAUGCGCUGAAAAGGAAGGGAGUGCGCUCCAUGGUGCUGAGGGUGGCCCAGGACUUCCACUGCGAGGCGUGCGAGGAAGCGAACAACCAUCGCCUGACGCACCCGCCCGUCAGUCUCGAGGCCAUACCCCCGAAGUGGAAGCAGAUCCAGGCCAAGUUCUCGCUGAUCGUUGACGAGAACUGCAAGGUCCGGGUCACUAAGCUGUUAUACCACAUAGUGGGCCAGGACCGCCACAGGAAUCCCGUCUGGGCAGACCUCGAGAACUUCUACGAGGGAAGGUGGCUACCUUACUUCGGGAAGCCACAGCGCGUGAAGGUGGACCCCGAGGGCUCCUGGAUGUCCCAGCAGGCCGCUCAGCAUUUUGAUUCAGACUCCAUCGGGUACGAGCCGAUCCCCGGCCAGGCUCACUGGCACAUUUCUCUCGCGGAAGAGGCGAUUCAGGCAACAAAAGGGACGAUGGACAAGCUCGUGGCGGAGAACCCUGACAUGUCCACCGAAGAGGCCCUGGCCCGUGCCACCGUAGCCGGGAACUCACGGGAAGACGUACGAGGCCACUCCCCCCUGCAGCACGCGCUGGGAAGGGCCCCUGACCUGGACGGCCAUUUCUUCGAGAGCGACUUCGACGAGCUGCCCUGCGUCGAGGCGCAACGGGUCGACAAGGAGUACGGCGAGAACUACAUGAGGAUGUACGCGGCCGAGCAGGAGUACCCGAGGCAGGUGUACCUACGUCGCCUGGGUCGUGCAGAGAAUGCCAAGAACCAAGCGCUCAAGGCCGUGGCGCCUGGCAUGUGGGUGCGCUAUUUCUGCGAGGAGAAAGGCGAGGUCAAAGGCCGAUUCAAGGGGCUCGCGCGGGUGCUCGCGGCGGAGACGAGCCGGCCCGUGGACGGUGACCUUGGAGCAAACGCGACAUUGCACCCAGGUCGUGCCGGACCUGUGGUCUGGUUGGCCCGGGCCGAGCGCAUCAUCAAGGUAGACUUGUGCCAGAUCCGAGCUGCAUCCGCGCGGGAGAUCGCCUGCGCUGGGCUCAUGGCGGGCAAGGACACGCCCUGGACCGUGAACACAUUCAUGAAUCAGGCGAUGCGGCAGGAGUACCUGGACUUUUCGGGGCACGACCCCACAGAGCAGGACGAGGAGCUCGCAUCCUGGGAGGGGGUGCCGGAGCCAUCACCUCCAGCGAAGAAGGCCCGCCACGAGGAGCCGCCCAGCGAGACCAAGUCCGAGCGCAACCAGAUCCCUGUGCGCAAGGCGAUUCGGAAGAAGGCGCCUCCGCCAGGAGGAGUGGCCAGUAUCGCGAAGGCAACCCAGGCUGUGCAGGCAGAGGAUGUCAUGAUGGAAAUGGCUGCCCUCGUGGCCAAGGCAUCCCUGGAUGCACGAUCCUUCUGGGCACGGCAGGGUGCAUCCCUGGAGAUCUCGGUCGAGCUGCCCCUGGCAGGAAAGCCCUUGAAGCUGGCCGCGAGACACAUGAGCACCUACAUGGCAGGCCAACUGAAAAGAGGGAAGCGAGAGAUCUCAGAGCGGACCCUCGCCCCGGGGGAGGUGAAGAAGUUCAGUGUCGCCAAGGCCACCGAGGUGAACAAUCGCGUCAUGUUGUCCGCGCUGGAAUCCUCGCCGCCUGGGGUCACACCGCCACCAGAGGAUGUAAUGCGCAUGCGGUGGAUCCUGGAGUGGAAGAUGGAUGAGACUACGAGUGAGAAGACGCCCAAGGCCCGGAUCGUGGUCUUGGGUUACAUGGAUCUUGAGUACGAGCACCAGCCGACGAUCGCCCCAACCAUGACCAGGACCUCCGGGCACCUAGUGCUGAAGGCAAUGGCGUGGCUCGGGUUCAAGGGUUACAAGGCCGACGUGACAGGAGCGUUUACCCAGAACCGGGAGAUCAAGCAUGACCUGUUCGUGAUGCCCGUGAAGGAGCUGGCCGUCGCCCUGGGGGUGCCCGAAGGGGUUGCGAUGCGACUGCGGAAGGCAGUCUAUGGGCUCGUGGAGGCAGCCAUCGAGUGGUUCAUGACGGUGAGCGAGGCCCUGGAGGAGUUCGGCUGGACGCAGAUGAAGAUGGACCCACGCGUUUGGGUACUCCACGGCCAAUCCCACGGCCAGGACACCAGAUUCACGAAGGAGGCCCUGGGCCAAUUCACCAGGUCCGAGGUAAUGGGCGAGCUGAUCGCGGCGAAGGGUGACCUGGACAUUGUGGCUAUCGCAGGGCCCCACGUGGAUGACUUCCUGCUCGGAGGGAAGGGGACGGACCCCAGGUGGAUCGAAGCCAGGAAGAAGAUCGAAGAGCGAUUCAAGUGGAAGACAUGGGAGACCGACGAGUUCAUGCAGACUGGAGCCCCGAUACGGCAGCUGCCAGAUAUGAGCUUCAAGAUGGACCAGAGUGAGUAUGUCGAGUCCAUCGAGGGGGCAGUCGUGAGCCCGGAGCGAAAGAAGAACAAGGACGCCCCGACCACCGACAAUGAGGAGGGGCAGCUGAGGGCAAUCCUGGGUGCCAUCGGCUGGCGCUCCGAGCAGUCAGGCCCCAUGCACUCGGCGGACACAAGCCUUUUGCUAAGCGCGAUGCCGUCCUCCACCGUGCAGACCCUCCUGGGCGCGAACCGCCUGGUGGACAGGGUGCAGGAGGGAGUAGACCUCCCUGUGGUCAUCCACAGCCAUUCUAACGCGCAGGUGAUCGUUCCCAUCGAGUGGUCAGAUUCCUCGAAAGCGAACCGCCCCGACGGGAAAUCCACCAAGGGGCUUGUCACGGGGAUGGACGAACUGUUCGGGGUCAAGCUCCAAUGGUUGGAGAUCCUCGGCAAUCAGAUCGACUGGCGCAACCCGGAGGGGGCACUCAGUCAGUUGCCCGCCGCCCUCGUGCUGGACUCCAAGGGCCCCUGCGACGAGCUGCAGACCACGGUGUGCACGUUCCGCGGCAAGGAGAAGAGGGCGGACGUUGAGGCCAUGACCCUGAAGGAGGGAUCGACGGCAUCCAACAAUUGGGUACCGAGGGUACACGGAGACGCUCAGCUGGCGAACUCAUUGACGAAACGGCACGAGCCUGGCCAGCUGAGGAUGUACUACAACAGUGGCCACAGGUGGAAGUUAGUCUAUAACGCCAAGUACCAGAGCGCUAAGAAGCGGAAAGCCGCGGGGAUCCUUCCGUUCGAGAGCGUCCCCCCUGGAGUGCUGCGCCGCGAAGAUGCGGGAGACGGGGCCACGUGCGCUGCAGCAG